CAAAAGAAUGAGUGGGCUUCUUCUCAGAUUACCCUGGUUUAGAUCAGGAAGUCGAUUUAGAAUACCCUCGGCCAAGAUCGCAACGGUACCGCGCCAUCAAACCCCGUGUUUACUCCAAAUCCACUGCUAUACUUCCCCAGCGCCGAGUUCUAGACCUGCUAGACACCCGCGGAGUUUUCCACCACCAACAACAAACCAGCUCGAAGCCGUCAUCGCCGACCACCAUCACAAGCUUCCCUCAGGGCCGAGCAAGCAGACCCUCUACGAGGCAUUUGGCGAACACACCGCAGCGGGAGGCGCCGUCUCCGAUCAUUUGGGCUAUUCCGUCGUCUCCACUCUCUUAACCCCCCGCGCCCCCAACGAUGCAGAGUUCCCCGAUCAGGUGCCGGACGCGGACAAAGAGCUGGCUCUGCGCGUGCUAGAGUACCUAUCUCUUCAGGGGACGCCGGUCCUCGUCAUGGGAACGUUCGCCAUGCUCUACCAGGCCGCUAUCUUUUCACCCCCGCAGCCUAAAACCACGGUCGAUACUGAUACGCUUGAUGAUGAUUUUUUCGCACCCAGCACACCCGCCAGUGAUCAAGAGGACGACGAUGCAGCCACCCGAAUCUCACGAAUGAUCACCGCGCUCCACCUCCCCUACCACCCUGACGACGCGCGAAGCCUCAUGACCAUGCUGUUCCAGAACGGCGACUACGAGACUUUCUGGAAGCUGUGGCGCAGGAUCCCGCUGCAGGGAGCGCCGCGCAGCGUGGAAGACUAUGUGAUGCUGUUUCGCUUGCACGCGCAGCUGGGGGAUCCACGCCGUGCGGUACAGUGCGUGCUGAUGUGGGUUCCCAUGAUGGCGCGCGAGGUACUUCCGGUUUCUGCUGCGCAGGGGGAGGUCGCGCGGCUGGUCGUAAGGUGUAUCGAGGUUGCGGUAGGAGCCCUGCAGCCGGUCGCGGAGGGGAGACAGAUGGAACAGUUGAUGCAGAUCCGGGAUGAGGCUAUCCAGGCGGCUGCCAUGGAGUCGAAAGGAGAGAAUGAGCAUGCGAAAAAUCGUUGACGUCGAAGGGUGAGAAAAAUGGGUUGUGUGAGGCUUGCUGUGUGGUUUGUUUGGGGCAGUGGAGCGGAAAUACAGUACUACCUUUUGCUCGUACUUCCGGGCGUGUCGAACCUGUGUCUGUCAGUGUGGUGAUGGAGAAUGCCUGGCUUGCUCAGCUUGCUUGAUGAAGAUGGAAUCAUGUGCUCUUUGAAUGUGCUUCCAGAAUUUCGGCUGGGAAAGUUGUCUUAGCAGCCGUCGCUACUGCAGCCACAUCACGGCGACCUGUGGCUGUGAUCCAGGCCUUAUUUCCAACAUCUCAGCCAGACGUCGGACCAUGUAUAAUAGGAGGAGCAACUCAGUUCAUG
Aspergillus uvarum CBS 121591 is the source of this 1386-nucleotide messenger RNA. RefSeq lists its product as uncharacterized. NCBI's taxonomy places the organism in Eukaryota, Fungi, Ascomycota, Eurotiomycetes, Eurotiales, Aspergillaceae. Gene Ontology annotation, biological process: mitochondrial gene expression; mRNA stabilization; mitochondrial proton-transporting ATP synthase complex assembly. The transcript has a single exon. Gene Ontology annotation, cellular component: mitochondrion. The coding region runs from base 8 to 1042 and encodes 344 amino acids. The record is from RefSeq and is a predicted model, not a curated record.